Molecule: messenger RNA, 231 nt
Organism: Linum trigynum
Lineage: Eukaryota; Viridiplantae; Streptophyta; Magnoliopsida; Malpighiales; Linaceae
Source: the annotation of a GenBank genome assembly
AUGCACUCCCAGCUUGAAGAGGAUCUUGUGAAACAGCCUACCCCGUUGUACAUUCCUGGGGAGUUUGGAGAAGCUGAAUGUGUUCCAGUGCAACUAGUUACUGAGGAUCACAAAUCUUCCAAACUUCUAUUCCUUGUUUUCAGCAUUAUCGAUUGCAAUGAGCUCGUCGAGAUCCAGGGACUGUUCAAGCUGGAGCCUGCUGUAGAAGAUGCUAUUGAGCUGAUCAACUGA